This is a messenger RNA of Jatropha curcas, 1482 nucleotides long. RefSeq names its product FAD-dependent oxidoreductase family protein. Gene Ontology annotation, molecular function: flavin adenine dinucleotide binding; sarcosine oxidase activity. Lineage: Eukaryota; Viridiplantae; Streptophyta; Magnoliopsida; Malpighiales; Euphorbiaceae. The record is from RefSeq and is a predicted model, not a curated record.
AAAGUGUUAACUGGAAGACGCAUUCUAUCAUCACUUUCAGUCGCUCACUCGGAUCCUAUCUACCACAGCAUAUCUCCUAUUCUGUAAAACUCAGAGACAUGGAGUACUCCGGCAAUGAAUUUGACGUGAUAGUUGUGGGCGCUGGCAUCAUGGGCAGCUCCACUGCCUAUCAACUAGCAAAAAGAGGUCAAAAAACUCUUCUAUUAGAGCAGUUUGACUUCCUGCACCACCGGGGAUCAUCCCACGGCGAGUCGCGAACGAUAAGAGCGACUUACCCGGAGGAUUACUACUCCGCCAUGGCCAUCCAUUCCUCUCGUCUUUGGGAAGAAGCCCAGUCUGAAAUCGGCUACAGAGUUUAUUUCAAGGCCGAGCAGUUCGAUUUGGGUCCAUCGGAUAAUAAGGCUAUCCUUUCUGUCGUCUCCGGAUGCCAGAAAAACUCUCUUCCCCAUCAGGUUCUUGACCGCCAACAAGUGAGAGAGAAAUUUUCCGGUAGGAUUAACAUGCCGGAGAAUUGGAUAGGAAUAUGUAGUGAGCUUGGCGGGGUAAUAAAACCGACGAAGGCAGUGUCUAUGUUCCAGACGCUGGCUCUUAGAUAUGGUGCUACUUUAAGGGACAACACGGAAGUCAAGAACGUAGUGAAAGAUGAGGUCAAGGGAGGAAUGUGGGUUUUAACUGGAAAUGGUAAAUUUUGGUGCAAGAAGUGUGUGAUCACCGCCGGAGCUUGGAUAAACAAGAUAGUGAAAACGGUGUCGGGGCUCCAUUUGCCAAUUCAAGCCCUGGAGACAACAAUAUGUUAUUGGCGGAUCAAGGAAGGUCAUGAAGAUGAUUUUGCAAUAGGAGGCGAUUUUCCUACUUUUGCUAGCUACGGCCAGCCGUACAUAUACGGAACGCCGUCGUUGGAGUUUCCGGGUCUGAUUAAGGUAGCUGUGCACGGGGGAUACCCAUGUGAUCCGGAUAAAAGGCCGUGGGGCCCCGGUAUGUCGUUGGGUUAUUUGAAGGAAUGGAUAGAGAGGACAUUCUCAGGGCUUGUUGAUUCCUGCGGGCCAGUUGCUACUCAGUUGUGCAUGUAUUCUAUGACACCAGAUGAAGAUUAUGUAAUAGAUUUUCUGGGAGGGGAGUUUGGGAAGGAUGUGGUGGUUGGUGGUGGGUUUUCGGGUCAUGGAUUUAAGAUGGCCCCAGUUAUCGGAAAGAUGUUAGCGGACAUGGCCAUCUUCGGAGAGACAAAAGAAGCGGACAUAAAGAACUUCAGGAUACAAAGAUUUCAAGACAAUCCUAGAGGAAAUGUCAAGGACUUCGACGACCAAGUUGGCUUUUGCUCUGAUAACAACUAGAUUUAUUUUAAUUGCAUGUUCUCCUUAACAAGUUGGCAAGCAUUUGAAAACUACAUAAGCUAAAACUCAGAUUAUCCUUUCUGCCAAUUUCCAUUAAUUGUUUAUUCAAAAUCACAGUAUACUUUGAAGUACAAAAUUUAUUCUGUCUUCA